Haliotis rubra (blacklip abalone) is the source of this 4303-nucleotide messenger RNA. Its product is annotated as formin-F-like. The record is from RefSeq and is a predicted model, not a curated record. The transcript is spliced from 17 exons. Bases 1 to 2136 code for a protein of 711 amino acids. Lineage: Eukaryota; Metazoa; Mollusca; Gastropoda; Lepetellida; Haliotidae.
AUGUUUUGGCUGCUCCUCCCGACAGAAUCAUCAGAGAAUGACGAAGUUAUUCACCUGAAGGAGUUCCGUCUGUAUCUGCAUCAGAACGGAGUCACUAAACGUCAACACAGUCUGCUCCUCCUCCACAGAUUCACAUCGUCGGACUUGACCCUUAGACUUGACUUCCUGGAAGGAGAACUAGUUGUCAACAUCGACAACCGCAAGGACAAGGUUGCCAUCUUUGACUUGCUGAGUGUGGUAUUUGCUAGAUGUCAAGGUCACUUCGACCCGGGUAAAUUCAAAGAUGAACCUAUCAAGACGGGGAACCUGGAGAAGAAGGGCGAAAUGGGAGUGGAGACGUGGAAUAUUCGACGGGUGCAGGUGUCGUACGGUCGCUUUACGUAUCAGCUUCCUGGAGAAGAGUUCCAGAAUGUGGAAGAUGUGGUAGAGCUGUGGAAGGACACCUGCUGGGUUCAGAAGCUGGACGACAGGUCCUUCUUUGUGUCGGUAUCAGGGCAUAGCUACAGUUUCCGCCUCUCAGAAGAUGAAGCGGAGGACAAAGUUGGCGACUGGAUACAGAUGUUUAGUUCUGCAAUGAGAGAUCCCAACAAGUUGAGUGAGAAGGACAUACGAGCGGCCGUAUUCGGCACUGGCGAGAGAGAAGGCGUCGUGGUCGCCGGUAAUGACGGCGAGGACACUGUCGACUUCCCCGAUCCAGGAGCUGCAGGGGCCUUUAUCUUGAAUAUGUUCUCCCCCAAGACCAGGUCGCCCUCUAGGCCCCCGACCGAAGAUGAAGAGUUUGUAAUGAUUGAACUGAAGGAUCUUCUGAAAUGUAGAGCCGAGUUGGCUGAAUCGUAUACUGAAGAAGGGCCAUCAGGUCCGUCUAUACAAGCUGUCCAGGACCUUGACAAACAAGGAGACUUGAAGCCCCCAGCUCCUCCUUCCUCAGGGUCAGGACCACCACCUCCCCCACCUCCGCCGCCCCUAGGUCCAGCCCCGCCGUCGGGUCUGAAGUUGCUGUACACACCUACGAAUAACUUAAAGCAGGCACAUUGGUCAAAAGUACCUCCUGCUAUGUUGAAGAAGUCCCUGUGGCACAGUGUGGAGGAUGCGACGAGUAAAUUGAAUCUGGAGCAACUUGAACUGCAUUUUUCCGUCAAAGCGAACAAAAAGGCAGAAAAGAGCACGGACACAACGGACAACCGGAACGAGGUCCUCCUGGACCACAAACGAGCCCAGAUCGUGGGGAUUGUGUUAGGACGACCAUACCGUCGGGCCCUCGACAGACUCUUGAAUGCCAUGACGUCCAUCACCGAGAUCGACGUCUUCGGGGUGGAGAAACUGCGAGCCAUGAAGAAACUGGUGCCGACUGCAGACGACAUUAAACUGUACAAGUCCCGUGCGGAAUCAGACCUGCUUCCAAUGGACGAGUUCAUGUUGCAGUUAUGCUCCAUCCCCCACCUAGAGGAAAGAGUGGACCUGGCUAUCUGCACCAUCACCUUUCCCUCUCGCUAUACCGACCGUUUUGAGAAAGUGUCCUGUCUGAAACACGCCUGCGGGGAAGUGUUGUCCAGCAAACCCCUACAGGAGGUCCUCGGCUACUUGCGGUCGGUGGGCAACUACCUCAACGGUAAACGGCUCAAGGGGUAUGGCGUUCAUGGAUUCCAGAUUACAUCAGUGGAUAAGGUGUUCGACAUAAAGAACGCGGACACGGGAUACAGCGUCAUGGACUACCUCCUCUCACACCUACAGACAUCACACCCGGAACUUGUACGCUGGCCGGACGCGCUCAAGCAUGUUCCGUUGUGUGCUGACCUCUCUAUGCCAGCACUGGAAGCGGAGCUGAAAGCUCUAAAGGGGGAACUUGUUCGUCGGAGGGGUGUGGUGGAGGAACUGGAGAAAGAGAAAUGGAACAAGCAGGAGAGGACAUAUUUCUCGGACGUCAAGAGCUUCCUGUCUAAAUAUGAAGUUGAAGUGACCAGUCUGACAGAGCUCUACGGGCGAGUCACGGGGGAAUACGAGACGAUGCUGGAAUACUUGGGAGAACCACCACAGCGGAAGUCAGACGAGGUGUUCUCCGCCAUCGCAGACUUCAUGCAGAAGUUCAACAACGUCCGUGACCUUCAGAGCAGUGCACGUGACAUACAGAGCACGUGACAUGUUUGAAUAACAGCGCUCGCGAGCACAUUUUCAAUCUUGACAGACGCAUUCGACAGACCAUUGGCCUAUAUCCAAAAUGACUGCAAUGAAAGCCAUAAACAUAAACACUGCCUGUAGUCAUUCUGAUACUGAUAAACAAGGUAUUGGCAAACUGUCCGCUUAUAAUGAUAUACAGAUGUAAUAUAAACAAGUGUGUAUAACCGUAAGCAUCGCUUCAGAUCAUGAUAUGUUGGGGAUUGUGAGAGGGUGAUGGUCAAAAAUCCAUGUUAAUAUAUUAUAUAAUGAAUUAUAUACUGAUAUAUAUAUCUUCCGGGUGUCCAAUUCUGGUGUCCCCGCCGUGAUAUUCUGGAAUAUUGCUAAAAGCGGCGUAAAACUCAACUCACCCACUCACUCUUGGAAAAUCUCGGUCACCAUUCUUAACUGAACGUAAGCAAAUGGAGAUACAAUCAAGGAGGGUCCAGUCGACUCGGGCAGCUAAAAUUGCUGUUGAGAGUUGUGUCCCUUUGGCGUGCCGGAGACCAAUGACCGUGGGUUCGGAACGCCCCUCUGUUUCUAGGUUUGCUUGCACAAUGUCCAAGCUCGGGCGUAUGUCCAAAAUAUUAUAAAGACAAUCAGGUACUCCCUCCUCCUCUUCUCUCUCUCUCUUCCCACCCCCCAACCCCCACACCGAUAUAUAGCUGACACGCUGUGGUGUAACUUUCCAAACAGGGUAAAAGACAACUGUACAUAUACGCUGUAAGAGCCAUACUUCCGCGCCAUGGUGGAAACGAGUCGUACCAUAUACCUUAUAUCUAAAACCAAAAGUUGUCAUGUAUAGAUGAUUAUUGAUUUUAAGGACUACUUUCUACCGUUUCCAUUAUUUUUUUUAAUUGUUACAUGUCAUGUUUGAAAUGAAAGUACAGUUUUACCUACACUGGCCUCCACAUGAAAACAUACCACGUACAGAAAUGAUGGACAGGUGUUUGAUAUUGAAAUUAAGUCACUGAAAAUUGUUUUGCCAUGACAAGUCAGUAAAUUGGGCAGGUGUCUGUGAUCUUUGGAAACAGACUAUUUGAGGAAAGUGCAUUGAUCAAGUGAUCAGGAGUGUUAUGUCGAAUCAAUGACAUCCAUUGUCUCAAUCGUUGCAAGAAUCCUUUCGGGUUAGCUUCAAACAGAGCUUGAUUAACACGGGCCAUUUUGAACCUGGUGCUUUCUUGAUCGGACGUCACAACAUUGCUUGGACUUUCUUUUUUGCCAAGUUUCUUGACUUAUUUCUCAGAAAUGCCCAUUGAACUGGAAACGUAACAUUCUAUCUUUGACCGGUCAUGGACCUUCUGUAUCGUUUGCGAUGUUGCUGACGUCACGGGCCUUACGAGGAUGGUCUUAGGCUCUCUCUUUCAUAGUUAAUCUGAUUACCACCUUUUUGCGGUGACAAAGGAACUUUCUUCUCUGUAAGGCCAAGAAUGGACCAGUCAAUCCCCAUAUCUAGGGAAGACUGAAUCCCGAAGUCGAGGUACAUUGGGGUAACCUUUUAUUGUCACGGAAAUUGAAUGAUGAGCGAGGACCUAUUUAGGAAAUUUCUACUGAUCCGAUCCCACGUAGUUGCCCCUUCGUUUUAUUUCUGGAUUUUGUGAAAUGUAAAUAGACUAUUUUAGUUCGGUUCUCGAUAUAGCGCCAUUGAUUGAACAAGAAGGUUAAUGUGUGGCUUGUAUAAUUACUAGGUAAACAUUCGAAAUGGACGUGACAGCACUUUGGCUACAUAUGUAUAUAUGCAUGACACAUACCUAUUUGUAUAUAUCUGUUUAUAAAUAUGUAUUUUAUGUCUGUGUUACUUAACAUCCAUUUAGUGACAUAUCGAUUUCUCUCAAAUCUAUAUCCGUCCGGUCACCAAGUAAUGUCCAAAGAAAAGAGCAUCUCCGUCGAAGAAGCUGUUGUUCCGUUAAUGCACUCAGUAACCGAAUGUUACGUAUGCCCUCGAAGAAAAGACUUGCUCCCCAAAAUAUAUUUAGAUGUGUUCACGUUCCCUUUACAACCAGUCUCUCUUCAUUUAAUUGUGGACAAAGACAUUCAGAUGAAGGGAAUUUGUCUGACGUUUUCCUGGAUAAUGUACACCAUUUACGAUGUUUUGCAAAACUUGUUUUGUCUGACAUAAGUCGCGUGCUUGAUGUCCAUGCAUGAACAAUUU